Messenger RNA from Penaeus vannamei (Pacific white shrimp), 367 nucleotides. The record is from RefSeq and is a predicted model, not a curated record. Lineage: Eukaryota; Metazoa; Arthropoda; Malacostraca; Decapoda; Penaeidae.
UUAUUACCUUUCUCCCCGACAGAGAUGCAAGGAGAAGCUCAACACGCUGGCCAUUAGUGUGAUGAACCAGUGGCCGGGCGUCAAAGUGAGGGUGACCGAGGGAUGGGACGAACAGGGUCACCACGCCCCUCACAGUCUCCACUACGAAGGUCGUGCCCUCGACAUCACCACGUCGGAUAAGGAUCGAUCAAAAUAUGGAAUGUUAGCCAGACUUGCGGUGGAAGCUGGAUUCGACUGGGUGUAUUACGAGUCUAGAUCUCACAUCCACUGCUCUGUAAAAUCAGGUGAGUUGAAGUGUUCUGGUUAUGUCUUGUUGAGUGAAUUAGUUAGCGGCUGGACAAUCAGUAGGCCUAAAAGGUUGGCGUAG